Molecule: messenger RNA, 1073 nt
Organism: Oppiella nova
Lineage: Eukaryota; Metazoa; Arthropoda; Arachnida; Sarcoptiformes; Oppiidae
Source: the annotation of a GenBank genome assembly
AAAUAUUAUGUAACUCAAUCAGACUAUUAGCAACUAAAGAGUGAAUUUUAAAACUUUAAAUUUGUUUGAUCGCAUUGAACAUUGAAUCGAAACAUUAGAAAAGGUCUUAAUAUUAGCCGUAAUAUAAGAGAUGGACAUAAAUACGGAUGAAUUCAAUCGUGUAAACUAUGCACACCUUCGAGACGCUAAUAAUCUCAUCGACAGAAUAAUCGAUGAAAGCGGAGAGAAAUACGGACUGGUACUGGACGUUGGGUGCGGCAGUGGCAAUGUGACCGCACUAUUGAAUCAGAGGAUAUCAUGUGACAAAUUGGUUGGACUAGACAUAGACAUGCGAAUGAUUAAGUUUGCUAAGACUAACUAUAACUCACCGAAAGUCAGUUAUGUUGUCCAAGAUAUUAGUGCCGAAUGGCAUCAAUUGGAUCCAACUCUAAAGGAAUUGGAGGGAAAAGUGUCUCUAAUAUUCUCGAAUCGAGUCCUUCAUUGGAUUGAGAACAAGACAACUGCCACUAAAAAUUUGUAUCGACUUCUGGCGCCAAAUGGAAAGUUGUACACAAAUAUCACUACUCUUUGGGAUCUGUUUGACGAUUUGGUGUCCAAUGAGAAGACAGAGAUUGAGAAACUGAUCAAGAUCCCCUCAAAAGACGAACAAAUUGCCAACUGGAGGACAGCCUUCGCUGAAUCUGGAUUUAAAGAUAUUGACAUUGAAUUCUCGGUUCUCCGACAGCUAUACCCGAGCGAUCAGUUCAAGAAUAUUCUUUUGCCAUAUUUUCCAAAUUUGACGAAAAAAUAUUUGAUAGAAAAGGAUCCGAUCAAAAGAAAUGAAAUCAUGUCCUCUGGUUUCAGAGACACAGUGCGGGCGGCAAUCUUAAGACAUCACUGCAGAGAACUGCCCAUCGGUUCCGAUGGUAACGCUAUGAUUGAACUAAACUACGGUCAGUGCAGAGUCAUUGCCCACAACUGAUUCAACACAUCUCUUAUGUAUUUUACUUUUUUUAUUAUCAAGAAUCUUAAAAUAAAAUAAAAUGCUUUUAUUUUACAUACAGUAACAGUAAAUUAAUUUAAUUUUGGUGACC